Molecule: messenger RNA, 366 nt
Organism: Malurus melanocephalus (red-backed fairy wren)
Lineage: Eukaryota; Metazoa; Chordata; Aves; Passeriformes; Maluridae
Product: parvalbumin, thymic
Exons: 4
Coding region: 4-333 (109 amino acids)
Cellular component (GO): nucleus; cytoplasm
Molecular function (GO): calcium ion binding
Source: RefSeq, a predicted model, not a curated record
GCGAUGGCCAUCACUGACAUCCUCUCUGCUAAAGACAUUGAAUCUGCUCUCUCCAGCUGCCAGGCUGAUGAUUCCUUCAACUACAARUCUUUCUUCUCCAUGGUUGGUUUAUCCAGCAAAACUCCUGAUCAGAUAAAGAAAGUUUUUGGAAUCCUUGAUCAGGACAAGAGUGGUUUCAUUGAAGAAGAGGAGCUGCAGCUGUUCCUGAAGAAUUUCUCUUCAAGUGCCAGAGCCCUCACCUCGGCAGAGACCAAGGCUUUUAUGGCUGCAGGAGACACUGAUGGUGAUGGCAAAAUUGGAGUGGAAGAAUUCCAGUCUCUGGUGAAGGCAUAAACAGCAUUAGACCAAAGGCASCCUUGGACUGAC